UUCGAUUUACUCGUUCGUAAUCUUCUUCGUUGUGGCAUUUUGACAUUUUUGUUUUGCGCAAGCAUUCGCGCCGUUUUGUGACUGUUUGGCAUUCGCUUGCCCCCACUGCAGAGAACGCAGCGAACAUCUAAACACUGAAUACUUCUGCUUCUUCACACACACACAAUUUACGUUGCUGCUUUUUUCACGCAAUUGCGUUUUCCCCCACACGUUCGUAACGAAAAUUCAGCAAAAAGAGUAAAAGUACCUGCGUGGAAGGCAAAACGAGAGCAACGAGCUGAAAAUUUUCAUUUCUCAUUUUCAAGUGAAUUGCAUUGUUUUCUUUUUGCAAAUUAUAAACUGUUACUUUUGUUGUUUUACGUGUAGUAGCACACUUGCCACAAACGAACGCCAGCGAUAUGGAUAUCAUGGACAUACAAGCUGUGGAGUCCAAAUUGAGUGACGUCACAGUGACCCCAAUACCGCGUUCACAAGUACAAAAUUUCUACAAUUAUCAGCAGCAACGCGAGCAGCGUGAACAACAACCACAAAUACAAAUCUCCGCCAUACACCAUACACCGCGUGACCGCAGUGGCGGUGCGAGUUCCAGUUCCUCAAACGCCGCCACGGUGCUUGACCUGCAUCACAGUGUGCUCGGCGUUGGAGGUGGCGGCAAAAGUAGCGGUAGUAGCGGGCGUGAUCUGUACAGCAAACGUGAACGCGACUAUCAUCAAGCAUCGACAAGUACCUCAGCUGCUGCAGCCGUUGCAGCCCUACAGUACACACAGCAAUUGCAAGCGCAAUUGGCGCUCCUACAGCAACAAUCGAAUACCAUCGCCUCACCCGCCUCGACGCAACGCGCCAGCCACAGUAGCGGCAAUGCAAAUAGCAGUGGUCGCAGUAAUGCAAUGGGCAGUGGCGGUACCGUUGGUGUAGUUAAUGUUGGUAACGGUGGUUUGAGUGUCGGUGGCGCGCUAGACGUGAGUAGCAAUGCAGCGGCGAUAUUAAGCGCCGCACAGUCACAACUUAAGUACCCACUAUCCACGUCGCCCGUCAUAACCACACAAACAUCGGCCAACAUUACAACGCCAAUGACUUCCACAGCCAAUUUGCCAACGGCGGGCACAUCAGCGGCCAGCAAUGGUCUGAGCAAGUAUGCCCAAUUGCUGGCGGUGAUUGAGGAAAUGGGCCGUGAUAUACGACCAACAUAUACAGGUUCACGUAGUUCAACGGAGCGUUUGAAGCGCGGCAUUGUGCAUGCACGCAUAUUGGUGCGCGAGUGCCUCAUGGAAACCGAACGUUCAGCGCGUCAAUGAGAAACGGCAAUGAACGCAGACAGCGGCGGCGGCGUUAGGAGUAUAAAUGCCGUGGACAGCGUUGAGCAUACUGGCGUUGGAGGUGUGCACAGCAGUGACGUAAAUAGUGACGUUGGUAAUGGCGCCGUUAAAUAGUUUAAUAGUUAGUUAGGAUUUAGACUAGUAUAAUUAUGAUCUGCGGAAUUUCAGUGUUUACGUUUGCGACAUUUUUGUUUGCUUUUUGUCAACACGUAUACAUUUAGUGCUUUCUUGAAUUGAUUGUCUGUCUAUAUCUGUAUUUUAUUGUAUGCAAAUAAUUUUUUUUAAUAACUGUUAAAUGAAUUUGUGCGAACUGUAUACAUACUCACAACAAAAGAGUAUAACGAGCCUUUAAGCUUUACAAAAGCGUGGUGAACGUUCAUGUUUCAUUUGCGUAUAUGUUAUUAAGUUUUCUUCUUUUAAAUAAUUAUUAUGCAAUAGUUUAAAUUCAAAUGAAUGUUUUAAUUUAUGAUUUUAAAAUAGUUUAAAUAAAUUGCAACACAAAGUUUUAUUUAAAAUGAA
This is a messenger RNA of Zeugodacus cucurbitae (melon fly), 1835 nucleotides long. RefSeq lists its product as uncharacterized. Bases 399 to 1295 code for a protein of 298 amino acids. The transcript has 2 exons. NCBI's taxonomy places the organism in Eukaryota, Metazoa, Arthropoda, Insecta, Diptera, Tephritidae. The record is from RefSeq and is a predicted model, not a curated record. Gene Ontology annotation, cellular component: nucleus; cytoplasm.